AUGCUUGAACAGACCUUCGAAGGCCUGGACGGCUCCAGACAGGAACAACUUCUCAGAGCCCAGGUCAUCCCAUUCUUCGAAGUAGUUUCCCACCCAGAGGUGCUACCGUCUCCAGUCCUCAAGCAAGCGGUUAGAACCAUCUACAACUUUCUAUAUGGCGUAAGGGGUGUCAGUGCAUCGCGACUCUUUGCCUACAUCUCAGACGUCUUGAAAGAUCGUAUGGUCGAGCCCAACUCGAAGACACUCGUUCAAGAGGCUACUGUAAACAUUGCGGGCAAGUGCGAAGGGCAGAUUACUGCGAUGCGGGACAUGCUUGCUCGAGCAAACAAGGGACGAUGGCAGAAUAUUCUUGGUCUACAGCAGCGAAUCAAGAUUUAUAUGAAGAAAGUGACGCCUGAGGCGCAGCCACACAGCAAAGUACGCAACUUGAUUGCCCUCACUCGUCGUCGAAAGGAAACUGCCGAGAGCCUUGAGCCUGGAAACGAUAUCCUCCAGUUGGAGGGGUCAGUUCAAGCCACCGCGCUCAGUUUGCGUCUGGAUAUUGCCUUGCUGGCUGACUUUCUGAAGCUUCAUCGCGAGGCCCGAAACAGGCCGAUAGUGCGAUUGAUUGAGAUGGAUCUGUCAAAGAAUCGCGGCCAAUGCAAAGCUCUCGUGGAGACAGCGGGACUUUCAAAUUACGUUGUUCAUCAGACGGAGGGCUAUAUCUUCCUCGCCCUGCUCCAUGCGUUCGAGCGAUCGUAUGCAGCCUCGGCUGAGCUGGUCGAUCAACACGUGGCCCAUGCCAAGGAAGCUCUCAAUCAUGCCAAAGCCCUCUGCACCUUCUGGCCUGGUCAGACCCGUGGCUUGAUGGACGAAGUUGAAGGGGUGAAGAAGAUGCUUCGCGGUGCAACACUCUAUACUCCCGUGACGAACGAAGAACGCAUGGCGGUCAUUGCUGCCAUGGCGCAGGAGUUCCGUGGCACGGGGCAUUGGUAUUACUGUCGCAACGGCCAUCCCUUCACGAUUGGGGAGUGUGGCAUGGCGAUGCAGAGGUCCGUCUGUCCGGAGUGCGGAGAGCCCGUCGGUGGACAGGACCAUACCGCUGCCGCAGGCGUGAUGCAUGCGAGGGACUUGGAGGAGAAUUUUGCGCGGCUGAGUUAG
Molecule: messenger RNA, 1140 nt
Organism: Aspergillus aculeatus ATCC 16872
Lineage: Eukaryota; Fungi; Ascomycota; Eurotiomycetes; Eurotiales; Aspergillaceae
Exons: 2
Coding region: 1-1140 (379 amino acids)
Source: RefSeq, a predicted model, not a curated record